GUUCUGCGGUAGAGGUGACCGGAUUCGCGGAGGCUCGUUUUGCAGGUGCUGAAAUUGUUCGCGCAGUUCCUAAUCAUGUCUGAACCAAUCAGAGUUCUUGUGACUGGAGCAGCUGGUCAAAUUGCAUAUUCACUGCUGUACAGUAUUGGAAAUGGAUCUGUCUUUGGUAAAGACCAGCCUAUAAUUCUUGUGCUGUUGGAUAUCACUCCCAUGAUGGGUGUCCUAGAUGGUGUCCUAAUGGAACUGCAAGACUGUGCCCUUCCCCUCCUGAAAGAUGUCAUCGCAACAGAUAAAGAAGAUAUUGCCUUCAAAGACCUGGAUGUGGCCAUUCUUGUGGGCUCCAUGCCAAGAAGGGAUGGCAUGGAGAGGAAAGAUUUACUGAAAGCAAAUGUGAAAAUCUUCAAAUGCCAGGGUGCAGCCUUGGAGAAAUAUGCCAAGAAGUCAGUUAAGGUUAUUGUGGUGGGAAACCCAGCCAAUACCAACUGCCUGACUGCCUGUAAGUCGGCACCGUCCAUCCCCAAGGAGAACUUCAGUUGCUUGACUCGUUUGGAUCACAACCGAGCUAAAGCUCAGAUUGCUCUUAAACUUGGUGUGACUUCUGAUGAUGUAAAGAAUGUCAUUAUCUGGGGAAACCAUUCCUCAACUCAGUAUCCAGAUGUCAGCCAUGCCAAGGUGAAACUGCAUGGAAAGGAAGUUGGUGUUUACGAUGCUCUGAAAGAUGACAGCUGGCUCAAAGGAGAAUUCAUCACAACUGUGCAGCAGCGUGGUGCUGCUGUCAUCAAGGCUCGAAAGCUGUCCAGCGCAAUGUCUGCUGCAAAAGCCAUCUGUGACCAUGUCAGAGACAUCUGGUUUGGAACCCCAGAGGGAGAAUUUGUGUCCAUGGGCAUUAUCUCUGAUGGCAACCCCUAUGGUAUUCCUGAUGAUCUGCUGUACUCAUUCCCUGUUACAAUCAAGAACAAGACCUGGAAGGUUGUUGAAGGUCUCACUAUUAAUGAUUUCUCUCGUGAGAAGAUGGAUCUAACUGCAAAGGAACUGGCAGAAGAAAAAGAAACUGCUUUUGAAUUUCUCUCUUCUGCCUGACUAGACAAUCAUUUUGAUGUUACUAAAAGCUCCAGAGCUGAAGAAUCUAAAUGUCGUCUUUGACUCUCGUAACCAAAUAACAAUAAUGCUAUACUUAAAUUACUUGCGAAAAAACAACACAUUUGAAAGAUUGUGUGCUUCUUGGUAUAAAUUUGUGACAGUUUAUCAUCAUGCUGUUAGUGCUGCAUUCUAAAUAAAAUAUAUAUUCAAAUG
Messenger RNA from Puma concolor (puma), 1293 nucleotides. It is a transcript of the gene MDH1, whose product is annotated as malate dehydrogenase 1. The record is from RefSeq and is a predicted model, not a curated record. Lineage: Eukaryota; Metazoa; Chordata; Mammalia; Carnivora; Felidae. Gene Ontology annotation, molecular function: L-malate dehydrogenase (NAD+) activity. Gene Ontology annotation, biological process: malate metabolic process.